CAGCGUCGCACACCUGCGAUAUUGUUGCUCCGCGCUGUUCCUGUUUCCUUUCGUGCUGCGCUCGACCCGGAUCAAGGCCCCAACGAAGAGAGUACUGCGUGGUUCUGUGUGGUGCUGGAGUUGCCGAGAAGUUAUCUGAGCGGCGGCACUUCACACACUGCCAUCCAUAUCUUCUUCUUCUUCUUGUUCUUGUUCUUCUUCCUCUUCCUCUUCUUCCUCCUCCUCCGCUGCCUCGCCGUCGACCGCCAUCCCCCGCCGCCGUCGCCCGCGACCAUCGAGGACCCGACGACCACCUCCGCUGCCCGCCAGGUCCCAUUGCCGCAGUUGCGUGCACGAAGCCACCCAGGGUCGCCCCCGGCCUCAAUCUUUUUCGCCAGUGCCAGGCCAGGCUUUGGUGCAGGACAAAGUUUAAUCGUAGGUCAAGGCACCUUUCGUCCGUCGUACCUGCCUCUCGAACGUGCACUGCGCUUGCUUGCUUGCUCGCUCGCCAGCUCUCUACCAUUACCUGACCACCACCACUACCACCCGACCACCGCCGUCCCUCCACUGCGACGCGAGACCCCCGGCGCACUCUGCCUGCACACCCUUGCUGGAUAUCGUGUGUGCAUAUCCAUUCCGGCCAUCGACACUUUUACAGACUUCCCCUCGUAUUCGAGGCAAGACGCAGCGACCGCCCCUCCGGCUCAGGCCUGACAUAGAGCAACGAGCGUGAAGCGAAUAAACGGCGGAAGCGGCAGCCAGCUCUUCUCGCACGGCGAGGAGUCAGACAAACGCAGCGGCGGCUGCUGGUCAAUCUUUGGAAACAGCCCAAGUGGGCAAACCCGAAAAAGGGCGCUGCGACAGCCACAAGGCAGAGCAUCACGGUAGGUAUCAUACCAAGCUGUACUGAGCCACUCGCAAUGGCUGUAUCAAAUCAGAGCCCAAGUGGCUUCUCAUACGCCCAGGCCGCCAAAGGCCGGACGUCGACCGCGCCAUCACAACCUCCUCCGACCAAGGCCAACUCCGCCAAUGCUACGCCCACAGCCGGCACAUUUUCAGAACUCGGACCCAACAGUAACUGGGCCGACGAUGUGGAGGCUACCGCGGAGGACAAGACCGACCCGCACAAGGCUUCGCAGGAGCUGCCGAAGCCGACGCCUGUCAAGGACGAAGUAGCUGAGCGCGCCAUCUCGGAGAACAAGCCCGGCCAAGGGAUUGCCGUUGUGCCCAAAACGGACCUCGUGGCAACGCCCAGCACAGCUACUAACAGCGAAGACUCUGCUUCUGCACCCCAAACGAAUGGAUCGUCAGAAACCACAUGGGAGACCAAGUCUGAUCACUCAGCACACAACUUGGAACCCUCAUGGAUCGCGGCGCGAAAGGAGCGUCAAGACGGUGAGAAGGACAGCAAAGGGGGCGAGCGCCCAGUCAAGAAAGGCAAGAAGGGUGACAAGUCAGCAAAGGAGACGGAGACGCCCAAGCCAGAGCCAAAGCCAAUCGUUUACACGGAGGCAGCGCCACCGCAAGUGAAUCCCUGGGCAAAGCGCGCUGCACCACCUCCGGCCAGAUCUGUCGCUGUGCCACAGGCGCCAAAAGCAAUUGCCAAGGAGAACCAGCGUCCACAGGUAGAGACUAGGAACAAGGCGCACUCCAUCGCCGGUGCCCAGCGUGAGACCGAGCUUGGUAAUGGUACCAAGAAGCCGGAAGGUGCCGAAGGUACGCGUAUCGAACACAAGAAUCAUGCUCGACAUGGCUCAAAGGCGACGACAGAAUCUAUCCGCGCCGAAUUGACGUCUGCUCCCGCCAAACUGCAGCGAGAGCACCAGAGUUUGCCGAACCUGGCCACAGCACCGCCACCUUCUGUCCGAGACGAGACAUCGUGGCCUACGCCUGACAAAGCAGAGAAGACAGAUGAUAAGGAGCGCAAAGAUGCUGCGGGCGAGAAAGGCAACGAGGUCAAUGGAGACGCUCCAACUGAAGCGGGCGCCAAGCCACGCGAAAAGACGAAGUGGACUCAGAUUCCAGUCACGCCAACUAUUGUGUGGGCCACUGAAGAAAUGAACAGACCGCGAGGCUUUGGUGGUGAGCGUGGCGGUCGCGGUGGUGCCACUACGCGUGGCAGGGGUGGUGCUCGUGGUGGACCAAACGGUGCCAAGGGCGAUCGUGCUGGUCCCAAGAAGGACGGUUCUCUAGCUGAGGUCGAGCCUGUCAGUACCCACCCUCGCGGACGUUCCGAUCUCGACCGUGAGUCCAUGCCACCCCCAGCGAAGCCCGCCCGAAAGACCACCGCAAGUGGCUCACGCGCAGGAAGCCAUGCAAGAGGCGCAAGUCAGGCCAAGAUUACUGGUGACAAUCCAACAAAGGACAUGACACCUGCUCAACUCACUCACUCGCCGGUGCAUACGGACAGCCGAAAUGGCCAGGAUGUGAAGAUGUUCGAGCCUGGCUCACGCCCAGCAGCAAAGGACAGCGGCACUACUGACGUCCGCGAAAGCUUAGAUGCGCCUCGUGAGACCCCUGUCCGCAAGGUGCCGUCUGACAGCAAAAAGGAUCCACGCGGCUUUGAGAACUACAAUGGCAAAGAGUGGACCGGGUCGGCGCGCGGUGGCAAGCGCACUGGUCGUGGUCGCGGUGGUGGUGGCUCUCGCGAGUUUCCCAAUGGCCAUCCAGCGGGUCAAACAUUCGUCAGCGGCCACGGUGAAGGACCCGGCCCUUUCGCAGCGCCACAUUCACCUUCGACGUAUCAGUCGCCCCGUGGUAACAGCUUUGGAUUCGCACAACCAGGCCGAGGAAGUUGGCGCGGCGCGUCUCGGUCACAAUCCAUUCCCAUUGAUCAAAUCUAUGGCAAUCGAUUCAACUAUGGCCCACAGUCAGGACUUCCUCCGGUCCCACCAUACUACCCUGGCAUGUAUGAAUACAAUGGCAUGCCAAUGACCGCCAUGCCAUACGCGCCGCUGGCGGACCAGCAGUAUAUCUUCGAGAUGGUCAGCACACAGCUCGAAUAUUACUUUUCGAUCGACAACCUGCUCAAGGACAUGUUUCUGCGGAAGAACAUGGAUUCCCAGGGAUUCGUGUUCCUUGAUGUCAUCAUCAAUUUCAACCGCAUCAAGCAGCUCUCGGCUGACCCGAACGUGCUGAAAGCUGCCUGCCUCCGGUCAGAAACUAUUGAGAUCAAAACCGGCGAAGAUGGGAGAGAUCGUCUGCGGAGGCAAGAGGGUUGGGAGCAGUUUGUCAUGCCCAAGGAACAGCGCGAGGCAGCAGCUCAGACUGAUGGACCGGAAACAUUAUCGCGUCCCGAGCCGCCAGCAAGCGCGUACCCGCCGCCAAUGGAUGCAUUUCGAACUCCCGCUGCAGUCGGCCCUUCUGGAACUCAGCGACGCUCCUACGAUGUUACUCAUGUUAUGAAUGGUGCUGUGCCAGGGUUUGCCCCAUUCUCGCCUGCGCAUGAGGCCUACGGAGAUCUAGCCCGUGGAGAAGAGGAUCGAGGACGUGCUGCAAAGUCACCCAUCCGUGAAAAUGGUCUCUCUCCGAGCCAUCUGUCUCUGAAUGGCAUCGCUGAUGCCAAGGACGGCGAAGCAGACGUGUUCCCAGAUGAGCAGGCUGCCACACUUACCGUCAUCCUGAAGCUUGGUCUGCAAAAACCACAGCAUGCCGCUGCCCGCACCUUUUCUAACGGUUCCAUUGACACCCGCAGCAUCUUUGGUGAGCUUGAUAAGGCAGGCGAUGAUAGCCCAAAACCAGUUGUCAAUGGCGAGUCUGCCACGAAUGGCGAUCACGCCACGCCGGACAUCUCGCGUCAUGCCAGUCCCAGCCACAGUCGUUCGCCCGAAAAGGCUGCUAGCAAUGAAUUACCAUUGCUCUGGAUCAAGAACAGCGAUCGGCCUCAUGAAGCGCUUCCCCAAGACACAACGCUCGAACCAUAUAUUCAUCUCCGGCUGAAGGCUCUCAAGCAGCGCGAUGAGGCUUCUACAGGCAACUGCCCAUACGAUCUCGACGUACUCUACCAAUUUUGGUCGCAUUUCUUGAUUCGCAACUACAAUCAUCGCAUGUAUAGCGAAUUCAAGUACUAUGCCACCGAUGAUGUGCAGAAGAGGAACAACAGCACUGGCAUGCAGAACCUCUUACAAUUCUAUGCCAAGGCACUGGCUAGCAGCACUCCAAUCCGCGACCACAUUGUCAGGGACUAUGUCGAGCUGGUCAAAGUCGAACCAGCCAUAUCUCAUGGACAAGGCUUCAAACAGCUCCGCCAAGCCUGGCGGAAUGGUGCCCUGAAUCUCAAGAACCGCAAAAAGUUGAACGACAUUGUUGACGAGGAGCUGAGGUCUCGGCUCGAAUCGUAGACACGGUUUCGUAACAGCUACCACUCUACUGCUGGCAUACAGCCAGUCAGCCCAUGCGUUCCAUGGCUGCCCAACAAUGUUUUCGAAUGCUUCAUGAACAACGGACGACGUCGUAUGCUGCAUGCGAGCAUAUGCUGAGCUCUGCUCGAAGGUUCUUUACUGUGUUGAGCGUAUAUCUGCAUCUUCUGGCCCCUUCCACUGGUGAUGUUUCUCAGUAACAGCUGACCGAACAAGCAUGGCGUUCCAAGGCGCCUUUCCUUUCUGUCCAGUGGCAAUAGGGCACACUACUUAUUCAAAACAAAACAAAAGCAUUACAUAUUUCCGACGAAUCGAUGCAUAGACGCGCAAGGGAUGGGCCGGCGUUUGGUUGGGGGUUCAGCUGAAUUAUCUUGUGCUGGUAGCUGAUGGCCGUGCUGCGAGCCAUGAUGUAGAUGCAAUGGGCAUGAUUCCAAUGCUUGCGUCUGGCUGUGACGAAUGGUCAUUGGAUCACAAAUACUCGAGCUUCGAGUUGCUCGUGCGGUCGGGGAGAUCGAUGCGAGAAGGACGGCGAUUUGUGCACAAUAGCAGUGCUCCCGCUAUUUGGGGGCACUUACUCGGGGCCCAGCAGUGAGUGGCACGAGAGCAUCUGCUCAAACGUCGUUCGCAAAUGCGUCCUUUCUAUACACGAGUCUGUCCUCGUCAAUACCACAUGCUUCGGCCAGUCUCAGCCGAAGGGCGCGUAUGUAUGUAGCAUUUGAUCAUGUGCAUACACGAUAUCGAGGCUCGAUGACCUCGUUCUUAGCUUACCCUGGUAUGCUGUAUUUUUUGUGUAAACUUACUCAUUUCCGAUAGAGUCAUGAUGUUGGAGGAAUCUCUGGCGGCAUUUCCUGAUCCAGUAGUCCGCUCUUCCGCCCAGGGAGGAACAACGUUUCUCCCGUCUGCUUGAAUACAAC
Sphaerulina musiva SO2202 is the source of this 5251-nucleotide messenger RNA. RefSeq lists its product as uncharacterized. Gene Ontology annotation, cellular component: cytoplasmic stress granule; cytosol. The transcript has 2 exons. NCBI's taxonomy places the organism in Eukaryota, Fungi, Ascomycota, Dothideomycetes, Mycosphaerellales, Mycosphaerellaceae. The record is from RefSeq and is a predicted model, not a curated record. Bases 900 to 4319 code for a protein of 1139 amino acids. Gene Ontology annotation, molecular function: RNA cap binding. Gene Ontology annotation, biological process: positive regulation of translation; mRNA stabilization.